AUGUCCGAUACAUACCUGAACUUGACCAAUACCAUAUUGCCAGGUACUUCCUCAGUAGAGGCAGCUUUGGACUUCAUUCACAAACAUCUUGACGCUCCUUCUUUGAACCAUGUCAUUCGAAGCGCACUAUUCGCGAGCAUCAUAGCACAGAAUCUUUCUGGAACAACGGUCGAGACUCACCUUCAGCCCAUCGAUAUAGAGAUAGUCGCUGUCGCAACCUUGCUGCACGACAUGGCUUGGAAUCCUCUUCUCGCCUCAACUCGGCAAUUCAUCAGCAAGGAUAAGCGCUUCGAGGUAGACAGUGCGAACGUCGCGCGAGGUUUCUUGAAAGGCCUGCAAAAUGAGCAUGGCUGGGAUCAGCGUCGCCUUCAGUUGGUCUGGGAUGGCAUUGCUUUACAUACAACACCUAGCAUCAGUUGGCACAAGGAGCCAGAGGUUGUGCUUUGUGGAUAUGGCAUUCUCCUAGACAUUGUUGGCGUACCCGAGAUGCCAUUGCCGGGUGUGCCUCAAGGUUCUGGUGUUCCGCGGGAAAAGUUUGAAGAGAUAUACACGCAUUUUCCCAGUCUUAAAUUGGCAGGAUAUGUGAAAGACGCCUUGUGUGCUUUGUGCCGAGAAAAGCCUGAGACCACAUUUGACAAUUUCGUCGGAGAUUUCGGUGAAGAGUAUGUUGAGGGCUUUACUUUGGUAGGUGAGCGAAUGGUUGACAGGUUGAAGGUCCGUGAGCAGGCCGAGACAGAUGGCCAAGGCAAAUGA
Messenger RNA from Lithohypha guttulata, 753 nucleotides. RefSeq lists its product as uncharacterized. The record is from RefSeq and is a predicted model, not a curated record. The coding region runs from base 1 to 753 and encodes 250 amino acids. The transcript has a single exon. NCBI's taxonomy places the organism in Eukaryota, Fungi, Ascomycota, Eurotiomycetes, Chaetothyriales, Trichomeriaceae.